Molecule: messenger RNA, 1114 nt
Organism: Aaosphaeria arxii CBS 175.79
Lineage: Eukaryota; Fungi; Ascomycota; Dothideomycetes; Pleosporales
Exons: 3
Coding region: 225-746 (173 amino acids)
Source: RefSeq, a predicted model, not a curated record
CAGUCUGAAUAUCCCUAGGAUGAAUUAAGUCACAAGUUGCGUUCGAUAGGGCGACAGGUCCUUCCCCGCCCGUGAACGAAAUAACGAGCGAUGCAGAUUGAAUGGACUGCCACUCUUGAAUGAAUCAUUGACGUUGGGGCAGUCGACCACCAAUACAAAUCAUCGCACCCUUUCCCAACACCGCAAAGGCAACCAAACACACACAGAACAACUCGCUAUCUACUAUGUCUACUCGCCCACUACGCUUAUUCUUUUGGAUUUUGUAUAAGAAAGCUAGUGACGAAGCGUACCGCAAAACCGCCAACCCAACAUAUUCAAAAGCAACAUUUUCACCAUUGGUUCCCAAACCAAUACUACGGAACUGGGCGGCCACAGCGCCUAUAAAGAUAAACCGAUUCCCUACAGCUUCUAUCCGUAGCAGUCGAGCUUCGUCACUCGGUUGCACAUCUCAUCUUCAUCAAACGACGAGCACAACGCAUCGCGAGACAACGCACACACGACUUGCGAUCCUGAGAAACGACUUACAAUCGCUCAAACAUACCCCUAACAAUUCUCUGAGCUCAAGACUGGCAUCGAAAUCCAUAUCGCCAAGAUGCUUUCCACUAUCUCCACUCCAAAUCAUGAUCAAGGAGAGGCUGCUCUCCCAGAUUCUCUCCCAAAUCGGCCUGCCCCCGGUUCCAACGAGUCGUUCGCGUUACUCUUCAAGGAAGUUGCCGACCUCCUGGAAGACAUCCGCAACGAUCUGACCGAGAUGAUCGAGAAGACCCCCGACCAAAAUGAUGACGAUUCUUCUGACCAGCACUCGAGAAAAGGCAGGGGCAAGGGAAAGGGAAAGGGCAAAGGCAAACAAGUAUGGCUCGCUGAGCAAGACAAUCUCGAAGAAGCGGCCAUGGAGGCAGCCAGAACGGAACAGGAGACCGUCGAUGCACGAUUGGCAAGGGGCGAAGCGAAGGCAGAGGCAUCGUAUAAUCGAAAGUACACUCUGGGCUACAAGCAUGCCAAGAAAUUCGAAUCCAAGAACCUUAAGAAGAACAGGGAGGACAAGACUGCCAGGAUGUACGCUUACGAAGAUUGAUAUCUCGGUUCUCGAGAUAAUCAACUUAAAUCGAUGGGA